Pediculus humanus corporis (human body louse) is the source of this 2829-nucleotide messenger RNA. RefSeq names its product helicase, putative. The transcript is spliced from 13 exons. Gene Ontology annotation, cellular component: nucleus; chromatin. The record is from RefSeq and is a predicted model, not a curated record. Lineage: Eukaryota; Metazoa; Arthropoda; Insecta; Psocodea; Pediculidae. Bases 1 to 2829 code for a protein of 942 amino acids. Gene Ontology annotation, molecular function: ATP binding; nucleosome binding; ATP hydrolysis activity. Gene Ontology annotation, biological process: nucleosome organization; regulation of transcription by RNA polymerase II.
AUGUCUAAAGUAGAUGAAAGCAUGGAUGUUGGCGAUACCGCCGAAAAUUCCAAUGCCUCAUCAGCAGAUACCUUGUCAUCCAAAGGUAAAACUGAGGAUUGUGAUACAAAAAUUGAAAAUGAUAGGAGUAAAAGGUUCGAUUAUUUACUUCGUCAAACUGAAAUAUUCUCUCAUUUUAUGAUGAAUAAUGAAAGAGGUAAUAAAACUCCAACUAGCCCUUUAAAAAUGAAACCUGGAAGACCUAAAAAGAAAACUAGCUUGGCUGGAAAUCCUGGAGAUCAUCGACAUAGAAAAACAGAACAGGAAGAAGAUGAAGAAUUGUUAGCUGAAACUAAUGCUAGCAGAAAAAGUAUUAUAUCAUUUGAUUCAACCCCUCCUUACAUUAAAAAUGGAGAAAUGAAGGAUUAUCAAAUUAGAGGUUUAAAUUGGAUGAUUUCAUUGUAUGAAAAUGAUAUUAAUGGUAUUUUAGCCGAUGAAAUGGGUUUGGGAAAAACGCUUCAAACUAUAUCGUUAUUAGGGUAUAUGAAACACUACAGGCAAAUACCUGGUCCUCAUAUGGUAAUAGUACCAAAAUCAACAUUAGCCAAUUGGAUGAUUGAAUUUAAAAAAUGGUGUCCUUCUAUUAAAGCCAUUUGUUUAAUAGGAGAUGCCGAAGCUAGAAACACUUUUAUUCGUGACGUUUUACUGCCCGGUGCAUGGGAUGUGUGCGUAACAUCCUACGAAAUGGUAAUUAAAGAACGUGGAGUUUUUAAAAAAAUAAAUUGGCGUUACAUGGUCAUAGACGAAGCGCAUCGGAUUAAAAAUGAAAAAUCAAAAUUGUCAGAAAUCGUACGGGAAUUUAAAACAACCAAUCGAUUAUUAUUAACCGGAACUCCAUUGCAAAAUAAUCUUCACGAAUUAUGGGCUUUACUUAAUUUUCUUCUUCCCGAUGUUUUCAAUUCCUCGGAUGAUUUUGAUUCGUGGUUUAAUACCAAUACAUUUAUGGGUGAUAAUGCUCUAAUCGAAAGACUUCACGCCGUUUUGAGGCCUUUUCUAUUAAGACGUUUAAAAUCUGAAGUGGAAAAGAAACUUAAACCAAAAAAAGAAGUGGCAAAUUGUGGUAAAAUGGUGAUUUUAGAUAAACUUCUUCCGCGACUUCAAGAUCAAGACUCUAGAGUACUUAUUUUUAGCCAGAUGACUAGAAUGCUGGACAUUUUAGAAGAUUAUUGCUUUUGGAAAGGUUAUAAAUAUUGCAGAUUGGAUGGAAACACUUCACACGAAGAUCGUCAGAGGCAAAUAAACGAGUACAACGCUCCGAAUAGUGAAAAAUUUAUUUUUAUGCUGUCCACCAGAGCUGGAGGUUUGGGUAUUAAUUUGGCUACCGCAGACGUCGUCAUUCUCUACGAUUCCGAUUGGAAUCCUCAAAUGGAUUUGCAAGCUAUGGAUCGUGCACAUCGUAUCGGUCAACUUAAGGAAGUAAGAGUGUUUAGACUCAUCACGGAAAAUACCGUUGAGGAAAAAAUUGUGGAAAGAGCCGAAGUUAAAUUAAGAUUGGAUAAAUUGGUUAUUCAACAAGGUCGUUUGGUUGAUAAUAAAGCGAACGCAUUAAACAAGGACGAAAUGUUAAAUAUGAUCAGACACGGAGCAAAUCAUGUUUUCGCAUCAAAAGACUCUGAGAUUACAGACGAAGAUAUUGAUACAAUUUUACAAAAAGGAGAAGAAAAGACGGAAAUGCUAAAUAAAAAAUUAGAAGAAUUGGGAGAAUCUUCUCUCAGGAAUUUCACAGUGGACACUCCACACGAAUCCGUUUAUAAAUUCGAAGGAGAGGAUUAUAGGGAAAAGCAAAAAAUUUUAGGGAUCGGAAAUUGGAUCGAACCGCCCAAGAGAGAAAGAAAAGCCAAUUACGCCGUAGACGCUUAUUUCAGAGAAGCUCUUAGAGUGUCUGAGCCUAAAGCUCCGAAAGCUCCUCGUCCUCCCAAGCAACCCAUAGUUCAAGAUUUUCAAUUUUUUCCCCCGAGAUUAUUUGAACUUUUAGAUCAAGAAAUUUAUUAUUAUAGAAAAACGGUGGGAUACAAGGUUCCUAAAAAUCCCGAAUUAGGUUCGGAUGCGAACAAGGUACAGAGAGAAGAACAGCGUAAAAUUGACGAUGCCGAACCUUUGUCCGACGAAGAAGUUGCGGAAAAAGAAAAAUUACUCACUCAGGGAUUCACAACGUGGACGAAAAGGGAUUUCAAUCAAUUUAUAAAAGCGAAUGAAAAAUACGGGAGAGACGACAUUGAAAACAUUGCAAAAGAUGUCGAAGGGAAAACUCCGGAAGAAGUCAUGGAAUAUUCAGCGGUAUUUUGGGACAGGUGUCACGAAUUGCAAGACAUUGACAGAAUCAUGGCACAAAUCGAAAGGGGGGAGGCUAAAAUACAGCGGAGGGCUAGCAUAAAAAAAGCUCUCGAUGCUAAGAUGGCUCGAUACAGAGCUCCUUUUCACCAAUUGAGAAUUGCUUACGGUACUAAUAAAGGUAAAAAUUACAUCGAAGAAGAAGAUAGGUUUUUAGUUUGUAUGCUUCACAAGUUGGGUUUCGACAAGGAAAACGUUUACGAAGAAUUAAGAGCCGCCGUCAGAGCCGCUCCGCAAUUUCGAUUCGAUUGGUUUAUAAAAAGUCGGACGGCUAUGGAACUUCAAAGGCGAUGCAACACAUUGAUCACUCUGAUCGAAAGAGAAAAUCAAGAAUUGGAAGAAAAGGAAAGAGCGGAAAAAAAGAAAAGAGCACCCAAAUCCGGUGGUACGCCAACGCAAAAAAGAAAAGAAAAUUCAACGCCGGAAAAAACUACCUCUAGCAAAAAGAAAAAAAAAUAA